AUGGUGAGUUUUCUUUUAAGUUAAGUUGAAUUUUCUGUGUCUUCUGGAAAAUUUUUUUAAAUUCAGGCAUUAGAAAUUAACUGGUAGAAUUUUCGUCAUGCCGCGUCCAAAGUUAAAAAAAAACGGAAAUCACGCGGAUUUUGCUGUGAUUUACUUUAACUUUGAACGCGGCAUUGUCUUUAUAUUUAUUAAUGCACCGAACUUCGGUUUUUCAGCCGAGCAAGAAGGUCAUCAAGAAGAAAGUCGCCGCUGUUCCGGCGCACAUCCGCGCUCAAGCUCAAGUCCAAAAGGAGGUGAAGAACCCACUUUUCGAGAAGAGACCGCGCAACUUCAACAUCGGUACGUUUUUUAAGUAACGACGUACAUCUCAAACGACAUGCGAUUGGCGAUCCUCUUCGGGGUUGAUUGCCUUUCUUUGUGGAGCAUCGGGGGCUUUCUGUGGAGUUGACCCUGGUCCACCUUGUCGUAUAUCAAUAGUCUGUGUGGCCCUCUGCCGCUACUUGAGAUGCCCGGGCUAAAUUGCAUAUUCCUUAUCCUUCCGUAGAUCCUAUGGACCCGUGACGGUUAGGACAAACCAUGCAAAUUACAAAAAUACGACAGUUUCAUUAAUUUGAAAUUUUAGGCCAAGACAUCCAGCCGAAGAGAGAUGUGACUCGUUUCGUCAAGUGGCCGAAGUACAUUCGUCUUCAACGCCAGGCUGCCAUUCUCCAGAAGCGUCUGAAGAUCCCGCCAACCAUCAACCAGUUCAGGACCGCUCUCGACAGCCAGUCCGGUUGGUAUAGCUAAUUUAUAAUCAGAGUCAUGUAGUAUAAGCAAGCUUCGUGCUCUGCACUGACGCAUUUACUCUGAUCGGUGAAGUAAGAUUUUAAUUCUUAUUUCAAUAGUCGGACAAAGUUCAAUUUUAUUUUUCAGCUAGGCAAGCGUUCAAGCUUCUCGACAAGUACCGUCCGGAGUCCAACGAUGCUAAGAAGCAGCGUCUUCGCGCUCGUGCUGAGGCUCGCGCCGCAGGGAAGAAGGAGGACGUCACCAAGAGACCAAACACUGUUCGCCACGGAAUUAACACCAUCACCCGUUUGGUUGAGACCCGUAGAGCUCAACUGGUUCUCAUCGCUCACGACGUCAACCCGGUCGAGAUCGUUCUCCAUCUGCCGGCUCUCUGCAGAAAGUUCAACGUCCCGUACGCCAUUAUCAAGGGAAAGGCUGCCCUCGGAACUGUUGUACGCAGAAAGACCACCGCCGCUGUUGCUCUCGUUGAUGUCAACCCGUAUGUUUCAGUUGAAGCGCCUCAAAUGUAAAUCUGUUCAUUUUUCAGAGAGGACAAGUCUGCCUUGAACAAGCUGGUGGAGACUGUCAACAACAACUUCAGUGAGCGUCACGAGGAGAUUCGCAAGCACUGGGGAGGAGGAGUUAUGUCCGCCAAGUCCGAUGCUCGCAAGAUCAAGCUUGAGCGCGCUCGUGCCCGUGAUCUCGGAAAGGCCUAA
Molecule: messenger RNA, 1481 nt
Organism: Caenorhabditis sp. 36 PRJEB53466
Lineage: Eukaryota; Metazoa; Nematoda; Chromadorea; Rhabditida; Rhabditidae
Source: the annotation of a GenBank genome assembly